AACAUUAACAAUCGAUUUAACCAAACAAUUUUUAUAAACAAUCUAUAUUCAAACAACCAAUAUAAAGAAACCAAUUAAAAUAGCCGGCUUAAAAAACAGCCAAUUGCCAAUCGCCAACCGCCAACUGCCAACAACCAAUUACCAAAGCAUCAAAAUUAGAAUAAAUACCAAAGAUUGCAAAAAAAAAAAAAAACCGACGACUGUAAAGACGUGGAAGCCAUUAAUAACUGUCGUAAACUGAACACUAAAAUAUCCAAAAAAUUUCCCCCAAAAUUUAGCUCUACCUUGGCCACGUCGGAAAAUCCAGCGCUCAUUUUAACCUUUUUCCCCCCUUUACGCACUCUUCUUUACUUCAAUCUUCCUCUAUAAACUAAAAAUCCCCCCAAUUUUUUCUGCUUUCCUUUCUCUCUCCUCUGCACACAACAGAGAAAAAAAAAACCUCCCAAUUCCAAAAAUUUGAUUCGAUUUCUUCCAUUUCUAGGGUUUCUAGAUCGUAUAUGUCAACAAUGAAUCGAAACGCUUUGCCUCCUUCUCUCGUCGCCAAUCUUCAGCAAGUUUUAUCAUCCAGAAAAAAUGUCGAAAAACAACAACCACCUUCCGAGUCCAACAACGAGUUGACUCAGUCCACUGAACAACUUCAUCAACAACAAGAAAUACAAGAAAAACAAGAAGAAGAAUCUCCUUCUUCUGCUGAUAUUGAGUCUAUUUCGGAGGAAACGAGCUCGAAACCGGUUAUUUUGGUCACUAAUGGCGAUGGAAUUGAGUCCUCUGGUCUAAUAUGUCUUGUGGAUGCUCUUGUUCGUGAAGGUCGUUUCGACGUUUACGUUUGUGCGCCGCAAUUUGAUAAAUCUGCAUCUGGACAUUCGUUGACAGUUCGUGAGACAGUUGAGGUGACUUCUGCUGAAAUCAGUGGUGCCACUGCUUUCGAAGUUUCUGGUACACCUGCAGAUUGUGUGUCAUUAGCUUUAUCUCAGGCAUUAUUUUCUUGGUCAAAGCCUUUAUUGGUACUAAGUGGAAUUAAUAGGGGAUCAAGCUGUGGUCAAAACAUGGUGUAUUCGGGGGCUAUUGCUGGAGCCAGAGAGGCAUUGAUACAUGAUGUGCCGUCACUUUGUAUAUCAGUGGACUGGAAAAACAAUGUAAAUUCUGAGAAUGAUUUCAAGGAUGCAGUUGAAAUUUGCUUGCCGUUGAUAAAUGCAACAAUUAGAGACAUUGAGAAUGAAAGGUUCCCAAAAGGCUGCUUUCUUAAUGUAGAGAUUCCAAGUUCUCCUUCCACUAACAAGGGUUUCAGAUUGACAAGGCAGAGCUUAUGGAGAUCUAGUCCUUCUUGGCGAGCCAUUUCUUCAUACAAGCACCCGUCUGCUAUGAAUUUUAUGGCCACUCAGCAAAGCCUUGGUAUCCAGCUUGCUCAGCUGGGACGAGAUGCCUCAGCAGCUGGUGCAGCACGCCGGUUGAAUACAAAUAGAAAGAAUGUAGAGGUUGAAUCUGUUGGUGUUGCAGCGAAACCAAACUCCCAACAAACAAUUAGAAAACAUUACCGCCUUGAGUUCUUGGAUGAGGCGAAAGAAGAUGGUGAUGAUGAUCUAGAUUUUAAGGCAGUACAAAAUGGAUUUGUUGCUGUGACUCCUCUGGCUUUGUCCUCAGACCUUCAGGCAGAGAUUCAUUCAUCUGUGUCAAAUUGGCUCUCAUCAGCCCUCACAGGUGAACGAUAAUGUUUCCCAUAACCAAUAUCAGGGUGAUUCUUUUUUUUAUUCAAAGACAGAACAGUCAACAUACUUUUGGGCCGGUUUGUUUACCUCCUUUGAUUGAAGGAAGCACAUAUAUUAUUUGUUCAUGUGCUGACUUAGAUAGAUCGGUGUGAGUGAUUGCUUUCUUGUUACACUUUUUUUUUUGUUAAUUGCUUAAUUUUGAAAAAGAUUUUCAGUCAUGCUCAAAUUUCAGCCAUCUGAAUUCUUUGUUGUACAGCGAUCAUUGGACCUUUCUCCAUUUAGUUUAAGAGCUAUAAAAACAAUUCAAUUCUUAGCUUGUUUGUGUAUUUUGGUUGUAACAAAACACCAGACAUAUGUUUGUGAAUACCUUGAUUUGUGGGGUUUGUAACAAUGAUAACUCCUUUUAGUUUUGCGAAGCUUAACCUGGCAUACACAAAUUUGAGUA
Molecule: messenger RNA, 2151 nt
Organism: Beta vulgaris subsp. vulgaris (sugar beet)
Lineage: Eukaryota; Viridiplantae; Streptophyta; Magnoliopsida; Caryophyllales; Amaranthaceae
Exons: 10
Coding region: 498-1709 (403 amino acids)
Molecular function (GO): nucleotidase activity
Source: RefSeq, a predicted model, not a curated record